Aedes albopictus (Asian tiger mosquito) is the source of this 297-nucleotide messenger RNA. NCBI's taxonomy places the organism in Eukaryota, Metazoa, Arthropoda, Insecta, Diptera, Culicidae. The record is from the annotation of a RefSeq genome assembly.
AUGAUAAAUUUAUAUAUAUAUUAUUUAAUAAUUAUUAUAUUUAUUUUUGGGUGUAUUGUUUUUAUUUCUAGACGAAAACAUCUUCUCUGUACAUUAUUAAGAUUAGAAUUUAUAGUAUUAAUAUUAUUUAUAUUAUUAUUUUUAUAUUUAAAUUUUAUAAAUUAUGAGAGUUAUUUUAGUAUAUUUUUUUUAACUUUUUGUGUAUGUGAAGGGGUAUUAGGGUUGUCUAUUUUAGUAUCAAUAAUUCGGACUCAUGGUAAUGAUUAUUUUCAAAGUUUUUCUAUUUUACAAUGUUAA